AUGGUGUUAGACGAUGCAUGGAAUCGCACGGUGCAAACGUCUGGUCAUGCUGGAAUCCUGCCCGUUCAUAUCGCAACACUUUUGUUGAGCGUUACCAAUUGCCUUCUGAACGGAUUCAUUUGUGUUUCAUUUCACUGUAAUCGGAUUCUGUUUAGUAAAUGUCGCUUACACAUAUUUCUCGCAUUUGCAUUGACAAAUGCUCUUUCAGGGUUCUUCACCAUACCAACGAGCAUAAACCUCUUUGUACAUAACAAUUUGAACUGCCCUAGAUGGACCAUCAUUCUUGGCUCAGCAUUCGAAAUCGCUCUGGAUCGAAUGCGAAAAUUGUUGACGAUGACAAUAGCGAUUGAACGAUUGUACGCGGUUUAUUUACCAUCCCAGUACUAUCUCAUGCACCAUAUUGAUUUCGCUCGACGAUGUUGCUUGGUGUCUACGUUAUGGGGCUGUUUUGAUGCGAUCUUCAUGAUCGUUGAGGAUGACCUGUUUCAGAUACGUAUGCAUUGCGUUACCACAUCAUCAUCAGGGCCAAUCUUUCACACGUAUUUUUUGAUUUCAAGUAUCACGUUCGGUGUAUUGCUGUUAUUUCUUUACGUAUUGUUUAUUGUUAAACUGUGUGUAAUCUCCGAAACAAAUGCCAAUCUUCAUAAUCACAUCCAAGCGUAUGCUGUUAAAUCCAAUUAUCGGCAGGUAUUUCGUGUGAUCUCAAUCAGUGAGAUUCUUUUCUGCCUGGUUGAGUUUCAAUGCAAAUUUUAUUUUCAGGCUAAUUCGUUAGCAGCCAUGAUUGUAUUGUCGGUUUUGUUGUUUUCCGUUGUGCCUUGUGCUCUCUAUUCUUAUGAUCUUAUUGUAGAUAAAGAUUUGAAUCUUGUAACGAAGGAACCUCACUGUAGUUCUAAUGCCAAAUGGAGAAGCUUUCUGAUUGAUUGGGGUGUUUCUGAGAUGCUCUGGAAUAUUGUUUUCAUGGAAGCCGGACCAGUGAUAACAAUGGGCUAUCAUAUGUAUGGAUGCAGCAGUUUUUUCAUUUACAGCUGGCAACAUAGAGACAUUAGGCGAGCAAUAAUCCGAACUGGAAGACGAUCGAUAAGAUGCGACUGGAGUGAGCCGCAGAGCUUC
This is a messenger RNA of Anisakis simplex (herring worm), 1110 nucleotides long. NCBI's taxonomy places the organism in Eukaryota, Metazoa, Nematoda, Chromadorea, Rhabditida, Anisakidae. The record is from the annotation of a GenBank genome assembly.